GACACUUUUUGAUUCUCGAAGUUGCGACGCGUGAUACUUAUAUCAUGAUCUAUAGCUAAACUGUUUAUAGACCAUGCUUACAUGAUAGCGUGAAUCUCGUAAGUAGAACAAGACAUAAACAGUUGGUUGUCGCGUGCGGGGGCGAAGGAGCCAGACUUUUUCCCUCUUUAAUGUUUGUGAAUUCACAGUUGUUUUCCGAGAAAACGGUGCAACAUCCUGUCAUACCGAUUUUACGAUUUCAACCGUGUUUGCGACAGACAUGGUGGUAGAAAUUUACAUUCUAGUUAGCACAGUAGAGUAGGCACCUGUUGCCCGCAUAAUGGAAAUGCAAAACGAUUUCAUAUCUCUUCCUCUUUUAAUAUCGUUUAUAUUCCACGAACCUAGAAGUACUGAAACUUCUAUAAAAGGCAAAUGAUCAGUCAAAAAUCGUCAGUUCCCUCAAGGUCCCCAAAUAAUUACAUCGCAAUUUCCUGCUAGAGCCCUAAAUCCCAUUAACUUAAAAAUGCUAGGCAAAUUGUAUUUGGUUGUAAUGGCGAUUUUCACCUUGGCACAUUCGGGUCCGGUAAUUGGCGAUGGGGAUGCCUUAGUUCACAUAUUUGAGGAUUAUGACAAUUCCAACGUUAUUACCAGCCCAGAAGAUUUACCGUCAACAGUGUCCUCGCUAACAGCAGAUGUUAAUGACAAACGACUCCAGUAUUACCUCUGGAUGAAGCGUGCAGCCGAUGGUGCAAGAAGCGGAGGAAUGGGGCGCUCGAAGCAAUUACGCUAUCACCAUUGCUAUUUUAACCCAAUCAGUUGUUUCAAGAAGAGAGCUUAUGAAUCUUCAAAAAUCUCCGAUUCUUAUAUUGGAAGGUGGUAGCCGAGUUUUUUAAUAUAAAAAAAGGUAUUUUCUAUCAAAUGCCUUUCCAUAAAAUGAUGCCUCGCUGUUUCAAAUUGUUGACACUGAAAAUGAACAGCCAUGGCGAAGAAUUCUGUAUUUUGAUUUCGUAUAUAAUAUUACACAAUUAGCCUCUCAA
This is a messenger RNA of Daphnia pulicaria, 1016 nucleotides long. RefSeq lists its product as uncharacterized. The transcript is spliced from 3 exons. The record is from RefSeq and is a predicted model, not a curated record. Lineage: Eukaryota; Metazoa; Arthropoda; Branchiopoda; Diplostraca; Daphniidae. Bases 503 to 859 code for a protein of 118 amino acids.